UUAUUUAGUGUGUCGAGUGUACUGUCAUAAUGUAUAUCGUGUAGUGGUAUACGUUGUGUACGGUAGUACGUUUUGUUUACUUUUAAACAAUAUGGAUAUACAAUUUGUUAAUACUCGAAGAAAAAUAUUAAAUCAUGUUAUUUGCAGUAUUUUAGUAGAAUGUGGUUAUGACACUUGUGAGAAACAAGCAUUAGAAACUCUUACAGAGAUGCUUCAGUCUUUUAUUGUGGAAGUUGGGGAAUCUGCAAGAAAUUAUUGCGAACUUUCUGGGAGAACGGAACCGCUAAUCGCGGAUGUUAUAUUGGGGUUAAUAAACAUGGGUAUAAAAUUGGAUAAUUUAGAAAAUUAUGGGAAAAGGACAAAUAGAACAGUUUUACCUCCGUUACAACAACAAACCCAGUCAAAACAAUUAAAUAUUUUACAGGCUGGUGUAAAACAAAGUCAUCCUUCGCAUAUACCAAGUUAUUUACCAGCUUUCCCAGAUCCACAUGCAUAUAUCAGAACACCAACACAUAAACAACCAGUAACUGAAUAUGAAGCAAUACGAGAAAAAGCUGCUACACAAAAACGAGAUAUUGAAAGAGCUUUAACAAGAUUCAUUGCAAAAACAGGAGAAACGCAUAGCUUAUUUUUGACAGAUGAUAAUAGUAUGUUUCCAUUAAUUGCUUGUAAACCACAAUUUCCUAGUUAUCUCUCAGCACUUUUACCUCAAGAUCAAAUAUUUGAAACAGAUCAAGACUUUCAAUUUGAACCAACUCCUGUUAAGAAGAAAAAAGAACAGAAAACUGAAGAAACAGAGGAAGGUGUUAAUGUACCAAGCGAAGAUACAGAACAAACAAAUGAAACUACUGCUCAGCAAGAUGGUAUAGAUAAUCCUUACUUACGUCCUGGAAAAAUACCUAAAAAUAAAAUACCAGGUGUUAUGGUCCCUUCACAGCAUUCUAUAAAAAGAGACUCUUUUGUUGAUACUUAGCAAUUUUACAAAUAUCACAGGUAUGUAUGCAAAAAUUUAAUAAAAUUUAUAUUUGCUUUAAAAUAAUUGCCAUUUAAAAUAAGAAUUUGUCAAAAAACAUGCAUUUUAAAAAUUAUUACAGAACUAUAAUAUUACUAUUAAUAGAUGACAAUAUGUUUCCUGAAAUAUUAAUAUUUUAAUAAAAUUAUUUAUAAAUAGAAUUAUAAAUGUAUGUGUGUGCGCGCGCGCGCGUGUGUAGGUAGGUAAAGGUAUCUUAUACAAAGAAACAUUUAUAUUUAAAUUACGUAAUACAAAUUAUUUUAUUAUACACAAAACUACAUGAAGUUAUUGUAAAAUAUAUUUGUUGAGUUCGAUAAAUAUAAAUCUAUUAAUUAUAAUUAUACAAAUUUGUAUGA
Molecule: messenger RNA, 1368 nt
Organism: Vespula vulgaris
Lineage: Eukaryota; Metazoa; Arthropoda; Insecta; Hymenoptera; Vespidae
Gene: Taf8
Product: transcription initiation factor TFIID subunit 8-like
Exons: 5
Coding region: 92-973 (293 amino acids)
Biological process (GO): transcription initiation at RNA polymerase II promoter
Cellular component (GO): transcription factor TFIID complex
Molecular function (GO): protein heterodimerization activity
Source: RefSeq, a predicted model, not a curated record